AUGCCUGAUGAAAUGCCUCUGGAGAUAAAGCAUGCCUCUAAUUUGCCUGAGAUCAAACUCCAGAGUGGGGAAAAUCUCAGACAACAUGAUAAGAUGCACACUUGUGAGCAGUCUUUUGAACCCAGUGGGAAAGAAAAAACUUUCAGCAGGAAGAAGAUAUUCCUUGUGAGUGAGACAGCUUACACCACCGAUGCAUGUAAUAAGCAACCUGUCAAUGUGGGAGAGUCUGUUCAGGUUAAAGAGAAAAUGUUAAGUAACAAUCCUGACUUUGACAAUCAUCAACAAACACAAUCAGGAGAGAAAUCCCAUGAGCAUUUCCUGAGUGAGAAAUCACUUAUUUGUAAAGAAGAUGUCAAAGUCAAUGAGAUAACCCAAACAGCAAAAAGUUGUUAUAUAUGUGGUUACUGUAAAAAGCCUUUUAACUUUAAAUCUUGUAUUAAUAGUAAACAUAGAGGUGAAAGGGGAGCAAAUUUGAAUGUGUGCAAUGAAUGUAAAGAAAACAUUGACUGGAAGUCAGAACUCACGGGAGAUCAAAUCCUUGACACUGCAGAGAAGCCAUAUGAAUGUAAUGAGCAUGGAAAAGCCUUUCACCAGCAAUUAUCUGUCAUUGCAUGUCAGAGAAUUCAAACAGACGGGAAACCUUAUGAAUGUGGUGAGUGUGGAAAAGCAUUUAAACUGAAGUCAUAUCUAAUUGCACAUCAGAGAAUCCACACAGAGGUAAAACCGUAUGAGUGUA
Molecule: messenger RNA, 736 nt
Organism: Ochotona curzoniae (black-lipped pika)
Lineage: Eukaryota; Metazoa; Chordata; Mammalia; Lagomorpha; Ochotonidae
Product: zinc finger protein 182-like
Exons: 1
Source: RefSeq, a predicted model, not a curated record